Molecule: messenger RNA, 2906 nt
Organism: Protopterus annectens (West African lungfish)
Lineage: Eukaryota; Metazoa; Chordata; Ceratodontiformes; Protopteridae
Product: D(4) dopamine receptor-like
Exons: 5
Coding region: 684-1904 (406 amino acids)
Biological process (GO): adenylate cyclase-inhibiting dopamine receptor signaling pathway; adenylate cyclase-activating adrenergic receptor signaling pathway
Cellular component (GO): plasma membrane
Molecular function (GO): G protein-coupled receptor activity; dopamine neurotransmitter receptor activity, coupled via Gi/Go
Source: RefSeq, a predicted model, not a curated record
AAAAAAAGGUUGAUUCAAAAGGGAUGCAAUGCUUCCCUCUGCCUGUAAAAAGGAAACAUCACAGCAGCCAAUCUGUCUUCACAGCUCAAACUAGGAGGUGAUUUUUUUCUUUUCUUUUCUUUAUUUUUUUAUUUUUUUUUUUUUUUGCAUAAGUGAUACCACUUAACAUCCAAGAGACAGAGGAAGAAAGAAAAAGAGAGAGAGAGAGAGAUUACUUGUACCUGCAAAAGGCAACUCAGCAGACUGUCUCAGAUUGCUUCUCACCAGACACAGGAAAGCAAGACGUUCCCAGGACUGGAACACUCUAGCCUUUAAAAGGACCAAGAGCAAAGACAGACUAAAGGAAAGGCCACAAGUUUGCAAAUUUUAAAACUGAAAGGAAGUAUUUUACUUGACUCUGACAAUGACUGAAAACUGUGGACUUGGCGAUAAGAGGAUUACUGCUUAAUAUGCAUAUGACUACGAGGUAAUACACAGUUCAGGAAACUUGGGUCAGUAGCCAGGUGAGGAGCAGGUGAUCUUUUUCUGCUCCAUAGUGACUUUUGCACUGACACAUUCUUCCUGUCCCUGUUAUGGAAUAUAGAUCUUUUCAAAUUUUUGGAAAGGGUAAAGCAAAAACCUAAAUUGUGAAGUGGGAACAGAGAAGGAGAACAUACACGAGGCCUCACUGGUCUCUUAUACAGAUGCUCCAACACCGCAUGGGGGAAACAGAUGUCAAUGAACAAUGCACAGGGCCCCUGCAGCUUGUUAAUAUCACCAUGGUCAAUGGGACACUGAAUAGAACUGCAUUGGAGGAUGACAUCCAGAACAGUUACUUAUCUCUCCUGUUUGGCAUCCCACUCAUACUGCUGAUUGUCCUUGGCAACAUUCUGGUGUGCCUAAGUGUACUGACAGAGCGUUCAUUAAAGACUGCAACCAACUACUUCAUUGUUAGCCUGGCAGUGGCAGACCUGCUGCUGGCCGUCUUGGUACUGCCACUGUAUGUCUAUUCAGAGUUUCAGGGUGGAAUUUGGACACUGGAUACAUACCUCUGCGAUGCUCUCAUGACCAUGGAUGUUAUGCUGUGCACAUCCUCCAUUUUAAAUCUCUGUGCUAUCAGCGUGGACAGAUACAUUGCUGUCAUAGUACCCUUGAAAUACAACAGGAACCAAUGCAGUGGGCGUCAGCUCAUACUGAUUACAGCUACCUGGAUUCUUUCUUUUGGGGUUGCCAGCCCUGUCAUCUUUGGUUUAAACAAUGUCCCAAGCAGGGACCCGAAGAUCUGCAAGUUAGAAGAUGAUAAUUUCAUUGUAUACUCCUCCAUUUGUUCUUUCUUUGUGCCUUGUCCAGUCAUGUUACUUUUGUAUUACUGGAUGUUUCGGGGACUGAAGAAAUGGGGGGCCAGCCGCAACAUCACUCGGCAUGAACCCCGGUUUGCCUUCAGCCUGAAGGGUAUCACAAGGGAGAGGAGAGAAAAGGUGAAGUACCUCAUGCCUAGCCUCAGUCCAGACUCAGCCAACAAAAGCAUUCCAGAAAAUGAUCUGAUGACCACACAAAUGGACAGCACUUCAGACAUUGAGGCUCCAGAAAAAACAAAAGAGGAAAGCUCAAAGGAGAAUGGAAUUAAACAUCUGCGGCAUCCAGCCAAAGUGUCACGAAUGAAAAGACGGAGAGUAAGCGGAAGAGAAAGAAAAGCAAUGAGAGUUCUUCCUGUAGUUGUAGGUGUGUUCCUAGCUUGCUGGACACCCUUCUUUGUGGUCCAUGUGACAAAGGUCCUAUGUGUGCCCUGUGACAUUGGCCCAACAUUGAUCAGUGUCGUCACUUGGCUGGGGUAUGUGAACAGCGCUGUUAACCCAAUCAUCUACACAGCUUUCAAUGUUGAAUUUCGUAACGUGUUUCAGAAACUGCUUGGCUGCCGUUCAUGAAGAUACGGAACACAACUAGUGGGGAAAAAAGAUCUAAAGUUGUAAUCUAUGCUAAACAUUCAGAAAACUUUUGUCACAUUUUGAAGUAUGUUACAAACACUCACUGUGUUAAAGGAUCUGGUAAUUUGAGAUGCCUUAUGCAACAUUAUAUGACAGCCCCUCAUGUGAAUGUGCCCUGUUCACCUGGCUUUUUUUUCCACCUAGAAAUCUGACUGUGUUAACUGUGACUUCUUGAAUCACCUUUGUCAAGCUAAUGCCAAUAUUGAAUCAUGCUGUGAUGUAAAAGUAUAAGCAGUCAUUCGUUUGGAUCAUAGUCUGGCAUCUCUGAAAACAGACAAAUAUUGCACACAUUUGACAUUGUUACACAGGAAACAGUAACUCUGCUGUUUUCAAUAAUAAGGAAGUGGUAAUAGGCUUAACUUCUCAAUCAUCAAAAGAUGUCCAAGUUUAGCAUCAUAGUUUGUUCUCUUAAAAUAAGGGUCCUCUGGCUUUCUGUGAUACAUGCAUCAACUUUAGACAGUAACAGAUUCUCUUUUCAAACAUACACAUGCAUAUAUAGAGACACACAUAUCCAGGAUAACAUUUUUUUUUUUUGUUCAAAAUACAAAGUUUGCUUCAUUCUAUCAGAUGAAUAAGCAGCUCAGAUUGAAAGGGCUGUCUGUAAGAUGAUACAUCUAUGUGACAAAGGAACAGUGAAUGCCUAGAUUGCAUUAUAAAGAACUCACACGUGUACUGCACAAAUUUAAGUAUACCUUUUUUUAUCGUUGUUAUGAACAAUAACUGCUGAAAGAUAACCUAGGAUUUUAUGCUUCUGAUUUCUCAUUUUAUCCAGGAAGAUAAUGCCAUAAGAAGGUGUUAUACAAACUACCAAGGGUUUCUAUAAUCUGUUUUAAAAGCAAUGUAUUCAUCAAGCAAUUUUGUUCAUGUAAACAUGCUGAAGUAGUCGCAUUUAAUCACCAGCCACCUCAUAAAGAUAUUAAACUUAAUGUUACUGAUAUCACA